Molecule: messenger RNA, 2473 nt
Organism: Anopheles stephensi (Asian malaria mosquito)
Lineage: Eukaryota; Metazoa; Arthropoda; Insecta; Diptera; Culicidae
Product: venom dipeptidyl peptidase 4
Exons: 6
Coding region: 132-2372 (746 amino acids)
Biological process (GO): proteolysis
Molecular function (GO): serine-type peptidase activity; dipeptidyl-peptidase activity
Source: RefSeq, a predicted model, not a curated record
AAGAAGCUACGGACCGGGCUUUGGUGGGCUUCAUUCACUGGUCUGACCACCGUCGGGUAGGAACGGUUUUUUUUCGGAAAGUGAGAGUGUUUGAUACCGUUUCGAGUGAGGUCCCGGUGGAGUAGUAUCACAUGAUGCAGUACCUGGGACUUUUGGUGUGGUGCUGCCUGCUCGUUGGCCGCAUCUCGUCGGCUCCAUUCGAGCCCAAGCAGUCCGAUUUGAAAGACUUCACCUUUGACGAGAUCAUCCCGAAUCAGUUCGGAUUGCGAGGAUUCAACGGGACCUGGUUGUCGGGAGAGGAACUGCUGUACAGGAAUGGAGGAGACUACGUGAAGCUGAACGUAAACACUGGCGACAGUGUCGUGGUGAUCACAACGGAUGUUUUGAGCCAGUUCCGUGGAGCUUCUAUUCAGCUGAUUAAACCCGACUUCACGAAAGUCCUGGUCCGGUAUGAUGUCCGAACGGUCUUCCGACACUCAUCUCUCUCGAAGUACGCAAUCUACGACACGUUGGACGGCACUACGUACCACGUUGCCAACCAGGAGGAAGUGUCUAUCUGCAUUCUCUCCCCAACGGGGCAAAGUCUUGCGUACGUCAAGGAUAACAACGUCUACUACCGGGAGUCGUUCGUCGACCCAGAGGAACGGCCUCUUACGCUUGACGGUGUCCCUGGGGUAAUUUACAAUGGCAUCCCGGACUGGGUGUACGAAGAGGAGGUGUUCGGCACGGAUGCGACACUCUGGUUCUCGCCGAACGGUCGCCGCCUCGCGAUGGCCAGCUUCGAUGAUCGUGACGUGAAGGAGUUCACCUACCAUCUGUACGGGUCGCCGGACGAUACGGACAAGCAGUAUCCGGAAGAGUUGCGCAUUCGGUACCCGAAGGUUAACACCACCAAUCCGACCGUGCAUCUGCGGGUGACGGAUCUGUCGGCGAGUGAUCCAGCUUGGGUAGAGCUCCCAGCUCCGCUAGCCACGGUCGGUGAGGAUCACGUGCUCGGUACGGUGAACUGGGCCGGCGAGGAUGUGCUUGGCAUUAUCUGGACCAAUCGCCGACAGAACGUGGCGACAUUCCAGAAGUGUCAAACGACCGACGGAACCUGCUCGGAAGCGGUCCGCUUUGAUCGUCCAAAUGGAUGGUACGAUUUGUACACGCCACGCUGCUAUGGAGCCGAUCGAUGCUUCCUGAUGGGCGAUAAUGACGGUUGGCGUGCGGUGAUGGAAUUGGUUGGAGAGGGUGCGGCUCCUGUUGCCCGUACACCGGCCGGGUACACCGUGUCCUCCAUCAAUGGGUACGAUGAAGUGUCGCAGGCCCUCUACUACACCGCAGUCCCGGCAAGCGCACCUCACCAUCGACAUGUGUUCCGAGAUGAGGAAUGUCUCACGUGCGGUCUGAAGGAUGAGCUUGAGGGUUCAGCCGAAUGUAACUUUGCAAGCGCAUCUUUCAGUGCGGAUCUUUCGUAUAUGGCAGCGACCUGCUCCGGACCAACGCCUUCCUACACGCAGAUCUAUCGUACCAGCGAUCGACAGCUGGUUAGGGACUGGGAAUUGAACUUGGAGCGUCGUGAGCAGCUUAAACAGUACAAGAAGGUCUCGGUACGAUUCCUGCGCGUCCCGGUCGGUGACGGUAGCUUCCAGGCCUCGGUCCGACUGUACCUUCCGCCGGAGAUUGACUUUGAAGCGCCUGCCACAGCGUCCCGCAAGUAUCCGAUGGUGGUGAAUGUGUAUGCCGGACCGGAUUCGGUGCGCGUUACCGAUAGCUUUAGCGUUGGGUUCGCCAACUAUAUGGCCACAACGAAGGGUGUGAUCUACGCCCAGAUCGAUGGACGCGGAACGGGCAAUCAGGGUUACGAGUUUCUGUUCUCCAUCAACAACCGGCUCGGUACGUACGAGAUGGAGGAUCAGAUCGCCGUCGCACGCUACCUGCAGGAAACGUACGCCUUCAUCGAUCCUCAGCGUACUGGCAUCUGGGGCUCGAGCUACGGUGGGUAUGCAACCGCCAUGACGCUGGAGAAGGAUCACGGGCAGGUGUACCGUUGCGGUAUCUCGGUUGCCCCGGUUACGUCGUGGAUGUUUUACGAUUCCAUCUACACCGAACGGUACAUGGGACGUCCGACAGAGAAUGGCGCCGGGUACGUACAGAGCGACAUCAGUGGCUUCACGGACGAGCUGAAGAACCAUCUGUUCCUGCUGAUUCACGGAACCGCGGACGAUAACGUGCACUAUCAGCAGUCGAUGGUGUUUGUGCGGGCUUUGCUGGAUCACGAUAUCGACUUUGAGCAGAUGACCUAUCCGGAUGAGGCACACUCGUUGUCGGGUGUGCAGCGUCAUCUGUACCACACCAUGGACCAGUUCUGGGAUCGCUGCUUUGCGUGAGCGAUGCCUCAUCGACACAGUGCGAAGUCGAACUAGUCAAUAUCCUCAGGUAUUCCAUUCGGAGUAUUGCGUUCGGAAAAUAGCGAGAGGUAGUUACGAAA